This is a messenger RNA of Capsella rubella, 975 nucleotides long. RefSeq names its product putative F-box/LRR-repeat protein 23. Bases 1 to 975 code for a protein of 324 amino acids. Lineage: Eukaryota; Viridiplantae; Streptophyta; Magnoliopsida; Brassicales; Brassicaceae. The transcript is spliced from 3 exons. Gene Ontology annotation, molecular function: protein binding. The record is from RefSeq and is a predicted model, not a curated record.
AUGUUAGGUAGUAGUAGUAGUAGUUUCAUGACUUUGAUGCGCUGCAUCUGUGUUGAUCUUGAUCCACUUCUCUGUUUACUUGGUCUGCAUGAUUCAAGGUUACCGCAACUAUAUCGAUCUAACUUAUCUUCUUUUUCUUCAGCUAUGGAAAUGUUUGAAAACAUAAACUGGGCAGAGCUUCCACCGGAGUUAAUCUCUUCGAUUCUGCUCAGGCUUGACGUGGUUGAGAUACUUGAAAACGCUCAGAUUGUUUGCAAACCGUGGAGAAGCGUCACUAAAGACCCUUAUAUGUGGCGCAAAGUCGACAUGCAAAACGUUGGAAGUCUAGGAUUCUGUGAUCUCAAACUCGAGAAGAUGUGUCGUAACGCCGUUGAUCGCAGCAAAGGCGGUUUGGUCGAAAUCAGGAUUGGGAACUUUGGCAAUGAUGAACUCCUCAACUACAUUGCCGACAGAUCAAGUAAUCUGAGAAGCUUUGGACUUGCGAUGUGCAAUGGAAUGUCGAACGAGGGACUUGUGAAUGCAGUUGGAAAACUUCGACUGCUUGAAGAGCUCGAGGUCUCAAACAUGUGGUCAGACCUGGAUUUUAAAGCUAUAGGCCAUUCUUGCCCACGGCUAAAGUCACUGAAGCUGAACUGCUCGGGUUACUGGUGCCCUUACUACCGCUCCAAGAGUGAUGACGACGAUGCCCUAGCAAUUUCCGAGAGCAUGCCCGAACUAAGCCACCUCCAGCUUCUUGGGAACGGACUUUCAGACAUCGGCUUAUACGCCAUUCUUGACAACUGUCCUCACUUGGAACACCUUGACAUACGCCGGUGUUUCAAUGUCCAGGAUCUAAAAAACCGAUGUUCGGAAAUCAAAGUGUUGAGAGGCCCUAAUGACUCAACUGCUGAUUACCGAUUUGUUAUCGUUUAUUACGAUACUGAUACUGAUACUGAUUCGGAUGAAGAUGAUUACUUCGGCUACCCAGUUUACUGA